ACACUACUUUUUCAAAGAUUCCUCUCUAUUCUCUAUCCUCGAAUAUUCAAUUUUAUUUGAAUAUUUGAAGCAGAAAAACAGGGGGACAAAUUGAACGUAUAAAAGUCUUAUUUUCUUCUUCCCGCAAAGCAAAGUUGAGCAAUAGCCGAAACUCAACAUGUCCGUCGAAGAGAGCAAACACAAACUCAGUGCGAGUGAGCUAAAACCGAAAAAGAAGGAAGAGAAGAGGCGAUUGAAAGAAUCAAAAAAAAAAUCAGUGGACGAUACGAAAUCCAAGAAGCGAUCACGCGACGAUGUCAACGAAGAGAAACAACACGAUGAAUACGACAAUGCCGAUAAGAUAGAGGAAGACGGUGAGACAGAGAAGAGAUCACGCAAGAAGAGAAAGUCGGUUUCCUUUGCAGAUAACAUAACCAUUGAGAACAAGGAUCAAACCAAUGAUACCGGCGAGGACAAGAAAAAUGAUGGCGAUGAUAAUACUUCCCCGACGGAGAAUGAAGAGCAAAGUCGCGAGAGGAGGAAAAAGGAGAAGAGAGAGAAACGUGAACAGCGACGGAAACACGACGGCCAGAAAGCUGCUACCAUUACUUCGACUAAAGGAGAUAAACAACCCACAACGGAUUCAGUGGACAACAAGUCUAUUCUCGCCUAUUUAUCGCAGUACUACAAUGACCGUGCGUCAUGGAAGUUUCAAAAGAUCCGGGAAGCCCAGCUUCUCAAACAUGUGUUUUCUCUGGACCAUGUUCCCUCUGAAUAUAAUCCAGCGCUGCUAGCGUACCUGAAAGGACUGAAGAGUGAAGGCGCAAGAACACGGCUCCGCAAAAGUGCACAGGAAGUUAUAAAACAUGACGAGAAACAUAUUACUGCUACAUCGGAAACGGCGGACGAAACUACGACAGAAGAAACAAAUGAUAUUGCCAAAUUACCUGUCUUACCGGAGUCGUUGAGAGAGGCUUAUGGGGAUGCUGUGUAUCGUUUCAAGGGAAACUUGAACGCAGGCAUCAAGAAUUUAAAUGAAGGUGUCUCCUUGACUGUGCCGAAUGGAGACAACAAUGAAAAUAGCGAAGUCGAUGCCAACGUUCUGGCUAGACUGGAACAUCGGAAACGAGCGGAAAUGGUCCAGUGGACUGUAUCGGGCAGGAUAAGCAAAUUCGCCUCUGCCAGUGAGCAACAGGACAAGCAAACAGAACCGGAAUCAGAACCCACAGGCACUACGACAGCAUCGGCUGCGAAGAAGGAAAAUAAGCAGAAAGCCCCGGCAAGGAAGAAGAGGAAGAAUCGAACUAUGAUUGUGGAGAUUUCGAGUAGUAGCGAGAGUUCUGAUUCUGAUAGCGAUUGAGCUGGGUACAAAAAUAAAG
Messenger RNA from Talaromyces stipitatus ATCC 10500, 1358 nucleotides. RefSeq lists its product as uncharacterized. The record is from RefSeq and is a predicted model, not a curated record. Bases 158 to 1339 code for a protein of 393 amino acids. The transcript is spliced from 2 exons. Lineage: Eukaryota; Fungi; Ascomycota; Eurotiomycetes; Eurotiales; Trichocomaceae.